UCGCCUUUCCCAUGGACCAUACACACAGGACCGUCUCCAAGCAAUUGCUCAGGCCCUACGGACGCAGACGCUUCGCUUUCCUACCUGUUGUUUGAUCCUUCUUCAAGUCCAGACAUGAACGUAAUAGCUACAGUGCUGUAUGAGCCACUCGUCGCUGCCGUCGCUCAAGAAUGUCGACUUACACUAAGCUUGUAUAUGUCCGGAGAUCAUGUUGGCAACGUGACUGUUGAAUUUAGAGACAUCAUCAAAGAUUUAUAUACAGAAACUGUUGUGAAUACGACGAGUGGAAAUCAAGGAGCGAAAUGGGUGCAAUUGACAUACAAGUUGUAUCCUCGCUACGUCAGAUUCCAUCCACUCAUCACAAUAACGCACAGCGGAAAUGGACCGUGCGGAGUAAUCGCUAUUGCAAGUGCAACACUUUAUGAUUGUCCAGAAGCUCCAGCCACCACUCCAACAGCAAUCUUUCCAGCGGGAAUCUGCGACUUUGAAGUGGAUAACUGCGAUUGGUAUGACUCAGACACAGUUGUCGCUGAUUGGACGAGAAAUUAUGGCCCAACGGAAACUGCUGGCACGGGGCCGCCUACUGACUAUACAAACGUUGUUCCAGGCUCGUAUUACAGCUAUGUUGAAGGUUCAUAUCAUGGUCUAUUAUUUGUGAUGCGUCCAACUAGUCUUUCUAGUCCUAAAUUCACUAACUCGAGCUUCAUGUGCUCAUUCUCACUUGCUUACUACAUCGAUGGCCCACGUAAGCAUCUCGGAAAUGUGACAGUUACGGUCAACAAUACGAUAACUGGAGCUGGAACUGUGUUGCUCAAGACGAUAAGAAAUCAAGGAAAUUAUUGGAAUCGAGCUUAUCUGCCAUUGGGGAGUCGCAUUAAUUUUCAAGUGCACGUCACGUAUUUGCAGGAGUUUUUCCAAGGAGACGCUGCAAUAGAUGCGCUCACGUUUGCUGAUUGUAAUCCAGAUGCUAUUGUGGCGGAUUGGGAGUGCGACUUUUCUACCGAUUUAUGCGAGCUGGAGACGGCGGUAUCAGACUCUAUUCAAUUAACAUGGACUCGCGUUCCAGCCAACGCAUCAACAUCUUUCAACUGCUCGUUGCCUCCGACAGACAACGCCGUCAAUGCAAACGGUCACUAUUUGGCCGUUACCUCUCAAGGAGAUGCUGCUACUUUGUCGGUCGCAAGUGCGGUGAGGGCGGGCUGCUCCAGGAACUGCUUUUUUAGUUUCUCCUACUUUGUGAACUCGAGUCAACGUGCAGUAGUUACUGCGAUCAGUCAGACAUCCGAUAGAAAUUACGCAUUAUGGAAUGACCCAUUAAAUACGACCAGACAGUGGACAACAGUCUAUGUUCGAGUCGGUCCAAUUUACGAACGAUUCACAAUCAACAUAUCAAUCGAGCUGAUGGAAAAUGAUAUUGGCUGCGGGUUCUUUGCAGUAGAUGACGUGAAAUUCUAUAACUCAGCUGAAGAAUCACUUCUUCCACGAGACGAGGCUGCUGCUCCCGCUGGUGCCUGCGAUUUCGAAGACAAUAAGUUGUGCUUGUGGUACAACGUUCAAGAUGACGACGAUCACGAUUGGGUUAUUGGAAACGGUUUUGCACCUUCGACAAAGACCGGACCAAUCAAAGACACAACGCUCGACUCCGAGAACGGUCGAUAUGUUUACAGUCAAGCUAUCAAUAGUUCACUGCAAAGUGUGUCUAUUUUGCGCACUGCUCAGCACAACACGUCCGCGUUCAGUUGCUCUAUGUCGUUUAACUAUCAUCUGCACGGCUCAGGAGUGGGAGAAAUAUCUGCGUACGUGGAAACAGGAACGACACGCUUGGCUUACUGGAAUGAGACGAGAGAUAAGACUAUCUCUUGGCAAAAGAAUCAAAUCUACAUUGGAUUAGUUCCUAGAAACCUGUUUUAUGUUGUCUUUAUGGCAAAUCAUAAUCCACCAACGGAUGGUAUCAUCGCAUUGGACGACAUUACGUUUAGAGCAUGUGACCCUGAUGACAAUCUGUGUGAUUGGGAAGAUGGUUGGUGUCCUUGGUGGCGAGUUGCUACAGAUUCGGACGGUGCUACAUGGGAGAGGCUGUUAGCAUCUGAUGUACGAGCUGAUCUGGUAGACGCCACACUGUCGAUGGCUACCGGUUCAGUGACUAGUUUUAAAAGUACCGAAAACAACUCAGUCGCUAUCAUAGAAAGCGUCAAAAUUUCUCCAACAUCAACAAAGUGUCGUCUCACGUUGUCGUAUUUCAUGUCAACAAAUGUCAACAACAGUUUGCAAAUAACGGUGAGUCAGAAGACAACGGAAGAUGGCCGGAUCCGUUAUCCAGUAAUUUGGAUUAAAAAUGUAACAGAAAUUUGGCAAAGCAGAGAGAUUCCUAUGAAGCAAGUUGGUCACGAUUUUUCUGUUCGAAUCAGCGUCAGUGCUCAGGGAGAGUUUACGGGAGUGAUUGCUUUAGAUGAUUUAAGACUUGUCGACUGUAAACCUCUUCUCGACUGUUCUGCAAACAGCACCUUUGAUUCAAGACAAACAGACAGAAUUGUUGCGGAAUGUUGGCCUUUGUACAAUGAAACUCGACACGACUCGGUGUUGUCUACUACAAUCCUUCUGCAUACUCUCACCUCUUCACCUAGCCCAUCAAUUAGUCAAUCGAUCAGUAUAUCACGCAGUCAAUCACCGAGUUUAUCUCCCAGUCAAUCACCAAGUCAAUCACCCAGUCAAUCACCGACUCUAUCUCCCAGUCAAUCACCAAGUAUAGCCCCCAGUCAAUCACCAAGUCAAUCACUCAGUCAAUCACCGAGUCUAUCUCCCAGUCAAUCACCAAGUAUAGCCCCCAGUCAAUCAUCAAGUCAAUCACCCAGUCAAUCACCGAGUCUAUCUCCCAGUCAGUCACCAAGUGUAGCCACCAGUCAAUCACCAAGUCUAUCCCCCAGUCAAUCACCGAGUCAAUCCCCCAGUCAAUCACCAAGUUUAUCCUCCAGUCAAUCACCAAGUCAAUCGCCCAGUCAAUCACCAAGUUUAUCCUCCAGUCAAUCACCAAGUCAAUCGCCCAGUCAAUCACCAAGUUUAUUCCCCAGUCGAUCACCAAGUCAAACCUUCCGUCAAUCACUAAGUCAAUCGCCCAGUCGUGAUUUUCUUUCUACAUCGACUCUUGCCGCUUUGUCUAAUUCACUGAAUGUGACACGUAGUCAUGUUGACAAUCUUACAUUCACUCAGUCACUCUAUUCUACACUCAACUUUGAGUCCAGCACUUUUUUGAUCACGUCACAUCGGACCUCUACUGCUAGCAGUUUUAGGCCGCAAAUGACGAGCAUCAUGGAAGGUCAUGUUUAUACCUUCUAUUCAGUAACAACAUCCUAUUCAACAGUAACAGCAACAAAAACAGUAAUGCCAUCACCAUCCGUAGUAACAUCCGGGCCAACCAGCAAUGUUUGCAACUGUGGUGCAAUGUUGAAGAAAAGAGAUGCUAUCAUUAAUGCAAACAAUGGACUGUCCGGAGUAGUUUUUGUUUUACUGGUUGUGGCGAUUUUUCUACUUUAUUUUGACGGGAAGCCGCUGCCUUGGCAGGAAUCUAAAAAGGAAAAGAUAAAUGAUGGUGGUGAUGAUAGAAAGAAAGGUGACAUCUCGUCGAAAGCGUCCGAGAGUGAUCUCUAUUAUGAUCGUUUGGAAAUGGGCCGAUGUUAUCCAAUCGAAGCUAGCGACACGAAAGCACCCAGACUGUCUGAAAAAAUUGCAUCUCGUCUUGCUGCAGAUGUGAAGACCAAGAACGAAACGAGACGCGGCAGCCUGCCAUAUCACUCCGACACAAUCGAUGUAACAAGCCGCUAUGUGUCGCAUUGGGAGGUUCCAGUUGAAGAAGCGUCGCACUCGUUGAACGUUUCUGAUUACGAACUAUAUUACGAGCGUCUGGAGAUGGGAAGGUGGUAUCCAUUCGACUCUCAACGAUAUGAACAAGCUACAACAACCGUGACCCGUAAAUCUGUAUCUCAUUCCGUGUCUAGAGUUUUACAACCGGUUACAGGUCUUCUUCCUGAUUUGGAGACACUAUUGAUGGCUCUGGAAACGGACAAACAAAGUUCUGGGAAAGAAGAGAAACGUCAACUCUAUAAAGGUAAACCCCGUGAAGGUAAACCCCGUGUAGGCGAACCCCGUGAAGAUGAACUCCCUAAAGAUCAACCCCGUCAAGGUCGACACCGUGAAGGUCGACACCGUGAAGGGGCAAAAAUGGGCACAAAAAUGUCGGGAGCUCUUGAGCGUGAACAAUAUUUAUCAGAGAGACAACCUCUAGUGAUGGGACUGCCUCCGUUAGAUGUCUCUUCUCUGCAAGUGUCAGACGAAUCUUACACUUCGGCCGUUGCCAUGCGUGCGAGAAAAGCAGCGAGACGUAAACGAAUCAACCGCAAAGCAGCUGGCCGGUCAUCCCGUCCGACUGAUGUCAAGGCAGACAAGAAUCUCCAUGAUGAACAAAAACAACGUCCAUCUGCCGUCGCUCACCAAAAAGUUAAUGAGCGGUUGAUAUCAACGAGUCAUUUAGCUGCAGAAGAUGAAAUGGAAGUGUCAAGCAAAGAAUGAAUGUAGAGAUUAUAGGAAGAUAUACAGCAAAGUUACAACUUAUCAGUUGAAGGCCGCCUGCAGUGACAUCUUUACCAAGCAGCGUACGGUAGAAACACCACAAUAACUCGUAUUGCUGUAAACGUUGCUGAUGUAGAUAAUGUACUAAAUAUGUACUGAAACGAUGACAAACUAG
Corticium candelabrum is the source of this 4738-nucleotide messenger RNA. RefSeq names its product MAM and LDL-receptor class A domain-containing protein 1-like. The coding region runs from base 115 to 4563 and encodes 1482 amino acids. The record is from RefSeq and is a predicted model, not a curated record. The transcript is spliced from 16 exons. Gene Ontology annotation, cellular component: membrane. NCBI's taxonomy places the organism in Eukaryota, Metazoa, Porifera, Homoscleromorpha, Homosclerophorida, Plakinidae.